Messenger RNA from Diabrotica balteata, 11079 nucleotides. The record is from the annotation of a GenBank genome assembly. NCBI's taxonomy places the organism in Eukaryota, Metazoa, Arthropoda, Insecta, Coleoptera, Chrysomelidae.
UUCAAGAUGGCGAAAGCCAGCUUGCAGUCGUAGAGUUCAAUGAAUUUUUUAAUUUUUUACAAUUUUAAUUUUAUUUUAGAUAAACAAAAUCUGUCAAAUUUUAAUGUCGUGAUAUUAAGUUAGUGUCCAAGCAUUUGAAGUGUUAAUUAACAAAAUAGCCUACUCUAAUUAGAAAAUCGACCCAAAAAGAAUAAAACUAAAAAAUAUUUACCUGUCAAAAUUUAAGAAUUUGAAAAUACCUCUAUUCCUAGAAUUGCUCAGACACACAGGUAAAUUUUGUAGAAACUAAUAGUAUUACAUAUCAGAAGAAGCAGACUUCUUCGUCAAACAAAAAUAAUGGAAGCUAUGCAAUAUGAAAUGGCACGCAAUAUGACUUUAUUAUUCUUUUUUGAACGAUUGUUGGACAAAGGAGAGCCUAGGACCCUUCACGAUUUAAGUUGCCAAUUCGGCUCCAAGGGUUUUACAAAAGAGAUGAGACAAAUUGCUGGUGGUAGUCAAAGUGGGCUCAAGAAAUUUUUGACACAGUACCCUUCCUUAUUUUGUAUGGAUGGUGAUUAUGUUACUGUUAACACUUUCCAAACUUGUAGCAGCAGAGAUAGCUCAGGGAAAGACUAUACGACACAGGCCGUUGAAUAUUUCUCAGAAAAACUCGCACAAUACGGCGAGGGAACCGAAGUGCCUAUUCGAAGCCUUUUGGGACACAGGUCUCAAGCAAGUCCCGAAGUUCGCCACGUAUCCGGACAACAUUUUCACGAAUUCAGGGAAUUCCUUACGAAACAUCCGGAAACUUUUAUGGUGGACGACGAAAAAGAGAGUGUAAUUUUAGCUAAUUUCGAAUCUGUAAAAAGCCAUUGUCCUCCCGAAUUACAUUUCCAACCUGAUGUUAAGAUCGAUCCUCAAGAGACUCAGGCGUUGUUAGACUUUCUGGCACAAUGUAUUGAGGUAAAGGGUCCGAUAUUAGUAGAACAACUCUUCCAAAUAGUCAGUUGCAAUCUUCCAGAAAGCAUGUGGACGAACCUCUUCAACACCCCUACUCAGCUAACAAGUUUUCUGAGAUUGUUUUCUGACAGCUUCCAUAUUCAGUCCAACCUCGUGACGUUGAUUCAGCCACCAAAAAUUAGCCAAAAGCAUAUGUCUGCGCAAGUGACUCUGAUGAAAGAGUACAAGAAGAGUAACGAAGAGUUGAAAAAUGCCAAAAAUUUGUCUAUUGACGUUGGGAACAAUAUUAUGGAAAAAGUGGAGAAGACGGAGAAAGUGGACAGAAGAGAAAAAUCGUCUCCGUCUCCUCCAGUCGAGAAACCCGCUCAGUUGUCUCCAAGGUCUCUUAGUGAUAGAUUAAAACAGCCGAAAAUACAAGCAAAGUCGAUGAGUCCCGAGCCUCCGGUUUCUCCUGUGCAACCUGUACAGCCUGUGCAACCUGUACAGCCUGUACAACCUACAGUUUCACAAACGGAUGAUAGAAGUAGAGUUAAUUUUAGAUUAGGUACUCCAGUAAGGCAAAAUUCUCAAAGUUCCCAAAACUCACAAGACAGUCAGGAUGAAAGAAUUAUAUCGCAACAGGCCAACCCUAUUCAGAAGCCACCAGUGAAACCAAAUUCCACGUAUAACCAAAGCUUAAAACAACGUAUCAAUAAUCUAGUACUGAAGACUCUACAAGAGAACACUGGUAGAGAACAACGACAAGGCAUGAUGAACCAACAUAUCACGCACACCGAUAGCUGGAAAACUAAACUCUUUCAGAAUACUAGAGUAAUUUGCACGCCCCGUGAAUGUCAGUUAGUUAUCGAUGAUAUAAUCAGUAAAGCAGAACGAACAAGACCCAACCCUUCCUGGCCGUUCACACCGGAAAACGUGGUCGUAGCUUUCGAUUGCGAAGGAAUAAAUUUAGGAGUAAAGGGCCAACUCACCUUAAUGCAAAUAGCGACUAUGAGCGGAUUUUGUUAUGUAUUUGAUUUGAUUUCUUGUCCCGAGAUGAUAGAAUACGGACUUAGGCGUUUGUUAGAAUCUGCCACUGUUAUUAAGGUCGUUCAUGACUGCAGAAACGAUUCAGUGAAUCUCUUCAAUCAGUACAACAUAACGAUGCGUAUGGUUUUCGAUACACAAGCUGCGCAUGCCAUUUUGACAUAUCAAGACACCAAAAGACCUGUUUAUAAAGCCAAAAGUAUAGCAUUAAAUGCUCUGUGCGAGUGUUAUGGAGCUCCAAUAAAUCCAAUGAAAGAUCAACUAAAAAGUAUAUAUAGGAGAGAUCAAAAAUAUUGGUCGAGGCGACCACUGAGCAGAGAAAUGGUCAUGUACGCUUCUGCAGAUGUACUAAGCUUAACGAACGACAAAAUUUAUUAUCACAUGAGCAAAACUAUAAAGGGGGAGAAUCGGGGACUGAUGUUAGAACUCUGCGAAGAACAGAUUCAAAUGCAUAUCUACCCAGAUGGAGUAAAAAUUAAGAAACGGCAAAGGAAAACAGAGACUGAGGUGGCCGAACUGAGACUAAAAUUGGCCCAAGCUACAAAAAGUGUCGUUUUGAGUAACAGGGAAGUUCGUUUGUUGAGAUACAUCGAACUCACAGAUGAUGAAAAGGAAAAACUUAAAUCUUCCGCUAAAGUGGCCAAAAAAUUAGAAAAACUGGAAAGUCUAGGUCAAGAUCGCGACGGAGACAGUUCAGACGAAGACGGCGACAAUGACCAAGACUAUCCAAGCUUGGAUAGCGAUUUGACUUCCCCUCGCAAUUCGGAGCCCACUAGCCUAACGGAGUCGAUGCAAAUGGUCGAUUCGAUCCUGAGCGACGGCAAACUCGAUCGAUUCGAUAAAAUCGAGAAACUCGUUACAACCCUCAGCAACGCUGCCAUAUUGCAGAAUGACACCGAGUCGGAAAAAUGCACUUGUAGUUGUCAUUGCAAACUAAAUAACGGGUAUAAACACGAACGGGUCGUUUCUCCUACUAACUCGUACGUUAGUAGCGUUGUAGAUAACGAACCCGGUAUAGUUAAGGAGAAUCAUUCUAAUGUAGGCACUCAAACACUUAGCACGGGUGAUAUAGUCGUCACGAAGAUAUUUUUUAACGAAGCUACGGAAUAAAGUAGACAGUGAGAUUAGGUUUCUUUGAAUUAUAUGGAAUGUUUUGUCGUAGGUAAAUUACUAAACAAUAGGUGGCGCUGGUGUUGGCAACCAAAAUGCUCGAACAAGUAGUAAAGUUACUUGAUAAAUAAAUAAAAGCUAGGUUUAGUUGAUAUUUGAACGUAUUGACAAACGUCUCUACAAUAAGAUGCGAAUGGCAUUGAUUUUUAGCCCAAAGCAAAAAUGGGACAGCUUUUAUAAUAAUUUAUAUUAAUAAUCACCAUUACUAACAAGGAAAUCAGUUACCUACUUUUAGAAACUUUGAUUUUUAUUAUUCGGAAUGCCAGGUUAGAUUUAAUGCCCGUUAAGUUAUAAUAUAUUCUUCUCCUCUAGUGGUUUCUGUGUUGUAAUCAGUGAUUUUUCUAUUUUGCGAGAUUACACUAAUCGAGAAGAAUAGAAGUAAUGUAUUACGGAGAAGCAAAUAGCAAAUGUAAAAUGGAGAAAAGUAAGUAUUCAUUCAGUAUUUCUUGAUAUUCCAAUUAAUUUAAAUGCCGAUUUUGGUUUUUAAUUAAAAAAUGUAAAUACAUGUGGCACCGAUUGGCGCCAGAUGCACCUUAGAUGUAUCUUGGCAGUUCCGAGAGAUGUCACAAGCAGCAAAAUAAUGAAUAGAACAAUGUUCAACUUCAACAGUGUUGAAGUAGUUCAUUCGAACAAGACAUUAUUUUUUAAACAUGUCUUGAAUUUCUGAUAAAAUCUAGAAAACGUUAUUUACUUUUAUUAUGCAGUGAAACCUGCGUAACUCUCCUUUCUAGCACACAAUCUUGUGUAUUGACUGAAACUUUAGCGAUUACCUUUAUAUUUUAACGUAAAAAUCCUAACCUGGGUAAUUCGGAAUCUCAUCUUUGCCGGAAAAUUUCCGUUUUACUUAUUUUCAAUGUAUGUGUAAGUACACAUAUUUGUUUCAUUAUUAUAGUAUUAUUAAUAAAUCAAAAUAUGUUAAAAUUGUUGCAUUUAUACUGAUACAUAUUUAGUAUUAGUAGGUUUAUCACUGAUAAAUCUCUUUCAUUGAGAAAAGCGUUCUGUGCGUUCUUUUAUAUGUGUAUUCAUUGUCCUGUAUGUACAUGUGUACUUCCGGAUAGGCAUACUACUCAUAUUUUGCUUGCUAAUACCACACACCCAACGAUACAAGGUAAAGAGUAGUAUCGAGAUUUAUUCACAAAAAUUGAUGCUCAAUAACAAAAGUCUAUUUGUUUUAGAAACGUUUUUACCGGUCUUGAUAUAGACUGUGGCCUUGUAUGUAAUGCCUUUUAGAGAAAUGUAUAUACAAAGAUUAUGCAUUGGUUUGUAUAUUUUAACUGACGACAAAAUGAAGUAGACUAAUAUAUCACGAGGCAAAGGAGUAUAAGUGACUCCAAGGGCGAAUAAUUUAAAUAUAAAUCUUGUUAGUCAUUAGCAGAAUCAGAAACAGAACUAGUUUUGUUUAAAAAUUGCAUUUUCUGGUCAUAUUAAAGAUGUUGGCAAUCAAAAAACAGUUUUUUAGAAUCGACAGCUUGAUCCAACAAGAUUUUAAACAUUUUCCUUGCUGCUCAUGCUCAUUUGCUAGACAUUUUUUGGUUUUUGAUGACCUUUAUCACGUUUUUGAUUGCUCUUGAACCAUUUUUCUUCCUCAUGAAGUCAGGAAAUCCGUAUUCGCUAAAGGAAGAGCCCCGUGUGCCGUGAGAAAGCUAUUGAAAGCUUAAUGUGAAUUAGAGGCUAUGACUGAACAUUAAGAGCCUCUCUACUCCGACAAGAUAUGUCUUUGAGAAAAAAACAGGGCAAGUAUCUUCUUUUAACACAACAUGUGUGAUUUGUUGGAUCCUAGACGGAUAACCUGUUAUUUUCCCGCCAAGUUUUAUAACAUUUACUCAUCCUUCAUUUUGUCGUCAAUAGAGACAAAAUAUUUAAUUGUUGAAGUACUUCAGGCCGAUUUUUUUGAAUAAAAAUGCAGAUCUGCAAGGUACGUUGAUUUAAAAUUAUCCAGAGACGUUUUUUUUAUAAUUAGUUUCUAGUAAAAUUUUUUGAGCAAGUACAUUCCAUUUUUUAUUUGAAAGAAUUGGUUUUGAAACAUUAACAGUGCCUUUUUUGGAUAUUAAUUGUGAAGCCUUUUGAUUUUAUUUGUUGCUAAAUUCUCAAGCACUUUUAGAUUAAAGAAAAAAUGUUUAGGAUUGUAAUCGAUGUUUUAGGCGUCAAUUAAAUGGUAUAGAAGUAGGAUAACACAAAGGUCUUUAAUUUUUAAGUGAUGUAUAUAUUGUGUUACAAAAACCAUCAAACAUUAAACUGUUGUUUUGAGAAUACAAAUCUGUAGAAUUUUCUAGUCUAAAUAAGAGCUGUUUAUCAACAUUGCUUAUCAUUUUUUAGAUAAACAAUAUAUUUGUGUUAGAUUUUAAUUAAAGAGGGAAUAGUUAAUAUCGUUAAUAGUUUAUGAAAGAAACGUCAUCGAUUUGUUAAUAUCGUUUAUCCUGUAUAAGAUAAGUAUCGUCUCUUAUAAGUUAUGAUUAUAAACUGCAUGUGUGCUAACAUCAUUUGUUUGAUAAACAUUUUAAUAUUAUAGUUACCAAAGAGGGAAGACCAGGCAGCAACUCUGAAAGUCCUCUUCUAUGCUGGUUGACUCAACACUUGUGUGGGAACCCUUUCUCAGGGUGUGGUCAGAAUAGAUUGACACUUACUUGGGUUCUAGGGUACAAAGGCUACGUAGCCAAUGAAAAGGUUAAUAAAUUGGACAGAGAAGGCCCGGAAUUGGCACGGAGUCCAACUUUGGGGUUGCGAACAUACACAAAACAGCCGCCAUUGAUAAAUAGCUGUAAUGUGCAAGAAAAGUCUUUGAAAUGGUGGAGAAAUGCACCAGGACAAACAGGCUUGAGUUAAUUAAUUAAGGGAUAUUCAUCCAAAUUCACAGCUGACUUACUGAGCCACAAUCGAAAGACUAUCAAUGCGAUAGUGGGGCUAUUGACUGGGCACUUCAAAUACUAUCAAAAUUAGAAAGACGUCAUAUCUAGGACACAUAAUGCGCCAUAGGGAAUUUGAGCAGCUACAGGUAAUAUUAGAAGGCAAGAUUAAAGGUAAAAGGGACAUAGGACGAAAGAAAAAAUCUUGGCUACGAAACAUCUGAGAUUGGACCCACAUAAGAGGAAAUAAUUAAUUCAUUAAGCCCAGAACAGAGAGAAAUUUGCCAUAUUGAUCGCCAACCUCAACAGAGAAGGCACUUAGGAGGAUAAAGAUAAGUUAGGGAAUACUCAACAUAUCCCCAUUUAUAAAUUAUGAGAUAUAUUAUAAAACCACGUAUGUUCAAUGUUGUUUAUCAUAAAGAAUAAGCAAAAAACAUUUAUGUAGUCUAAACAUUUCGUUUUCUACGUGUUCUAGGCAUAGUUUAAUGUUGGGUGGUACAUUGGAAGUUUUGUCAAAUAUCUAAGAGCAAUAAAUUUAAAAAAAAAUUGUUUACCUCCAAAAGCAGCUGUGUUCGCCCUAAUAUUUAACAGGAAUUGACUACAACUAAUCUUUUAGUAAAGAGUACAGCUGGUUUUGGCGAUAACUACAAUUAUUCUUUACAGAUUUUUAUAUACAGGGAAACUUGAAACAUUUACUAAUAUUUAUUAGAAUUGAAUUUUUAUUUCUACACUGCUAAUUUAUUUUUGCACGAAUUAAUCUAUAUUUAUUCGUUUUUUUUGUGUUAGUGCCAGCUAAAUCUAUAUCGGAUAUCCUAUUAAUAAUUUGGUCGGUUCUAGUUCUCUUUAAGUAGUAUAUGCUUUCGAGGCCGGUGUUUUUUAAUGGUACAUUGCAUUCGGUGUGGGUAGGUCGUGCUCUGGAAUUGUUUCUUGCUGACUUUCCGUCUGCAACUACGGCAGCUUUAAUAAAAGUUUUGUGGCAUAUAUUGCUCACUUCAAGAAGAAGAAGAUAGUUAAAGAAAAUUGCAUGCACAGAGUAUACUACAAGAGAUAACAUAAAGAGGGGAUAUACUGAAUAAGUCUACACUCCGAUAUAAGAAACUAUACUAAACUCUAGGGAUAAAACUUUUGCCUGAAGUUUUCACGAUAAAUGGUGUAAAAGGUUGAUAAGCACAGCUGCAUUACCAAGUCUACUGCGUUCAUACAGUGCUAUGUUAAUACAAUAUUGAAUGAACAUUGAUAAAUUGUAAUUAAUUUAAAAUUUUCAGGCAUUGAGAUUUUUUUUGUCUCUGACUUUGUGCCUACUUCAUGAAACGAGGCAGGAAAUGCUGCUAGUUCGCAUUAUUAAGUUUAGUAGAAUUGUACAGUUAUUCUUAAUUAAAAUAUUGAAAUAAAAUCAAUACACAAUAGAUGAUUUUACAUUGUUUCUAUAUACACACUAUGUAGAAAAAUAAUUACUUUUAUAAAGAAAAUUGACGUAAUUUCUUUUCAAUAUAAUACCCGUAAUACUUUUCAGAUAGUAAUAGGAUAUCCGAUACCUGCGAAAUUUUUUUUAGAUAAUUUAAUUGUAGCUGCCAUAUCUUAUCAGAUAUUUUUAUUUAAACACGUGAUAACUGAAAAUGAAAGAUGCAAAAUAAAAUCAACAACAUUUUACAGUCAGUCCUUAUCAUACAGUCCUAUUAAAGUCAGAUACGAUCUGUCUGAUUCAUAUUACACAAGACAUAACGAUGUGGAAAUCAUAUCAAAAUUCAAAAUAAGAAAUAUUAAGAAUACUCUACGUUUCUUUAAAAUGAAAUGAUUUUCAUAAAAUUGUUGUAGAAUCGAAAGAUUAGGCAAGCACGAAUCUAAAAAAACUUCAAGUCAUGCAAAUCAACAACAAUUAUACACAUUUUCAAUAAAAAAGAAUAUUUCUGACCUAACCUAAUUUAAAAUUUUUUACAUCUUUAUAGAAGAAAAGAAAAUUGCAGACAGCGGCAAUCCAGGUAGGUUCUUAUCCCCGUGUCGAUUCCGUGCCAGGUGGAGUCUCCAGGGGUGUAAUUCUGAACACUUCGUUCUGGCACCGCACCGACACGAUCGGCGUUCCACUAAAAACUCUGUCAUUCCAGGCAUGAGGAUGGAACCGUCAGUUAUCGUCCCAUCUGUUGUACUACUAUGACCCGAUUCCUAUUCUUAUCUCGCACAUACAUUUCUUGGGAAAUACCGAACCAGCGCGAUGAAACACCCAAACGAACACCUUUGAAUUCCUGCCUUCAAGCGAGGUCUCUGUUUCUGGGAGGAUAACAGCUCUCUUAUAAACUUGUGGACCUACUCAUUCAUCACCAUUUUCUCAGUGAGCAUUUGCCAUCCAAAACUGUAGACUCUGGUCCUUUUACACGCGAACACAUGUGGUAGGCAAAUGCUACAUGUAAUAUGCUACAUGCUGGAUGGCAUGGAUGUCGAAAAUUACAUAGCUGCAUUUACAAAGUAAAUUUCUUCAUUAUUACUUUUUAUCAAACUGACAUUCUUGCAGUUAAACUAUUAAGUUUAAACUAAAUUUACAGAAGGAAUUUGUUUACCCUAUUAUAUAUAUUCUAUUUAAUAGUUUUUACCAGAGUCAUGGAGUGAAAAAGAUAUACUUUAUUCAUACUAAGUACCAAAAUGGCAUCGACCAAAGUCUUUCAGCCAAUUACAUAAUUAUUAUGGAUAUUGUGGAACUACUCGUUGCAUUUAAAAUUAUUGGAAAUAUGUUCCAUUAAUUUUGACUAUAUACGUGCGUUUUUUAAGAAAAUCAUUAACAGUCGAUAGUGAUAAAGGGGAUCAGUUCAUCUUUUGAAGUUUUUAUAAUAAUCCUUUAAGUAAAACUGAGUCGAAAGCCUUCUUAAUAUCCAAGAAAACUCAGACAGCCUUCAGUCCUUGUAAUCUUGCUGCCUAUACAUUGGAUGUUACUAUCGAAAGAGGGUGUAUUGUUGAUGAUAUUUCCUUAAAUCCAAACUGGUUUGUUCGAAUAUCUUGGUUUAAUGCUUCAUAUAAUCUUCCUUAAAUAAUUUUGUCAAAAAUGUUCCUAUUAUUUGGAGAAAAGUGAUUGGACGGUAAGUUGUAGUUAGUAUUAGGUUUAGGAAUAAUUAUUACAAUACCUGUCUUCGAUUUAUUAGGGAAGAAGAAAUUAUUCCUCAUACAAUAAUCAUAUUUGCUCAUUAUUUCCUUAUAAAUAACAGGAUCUAGUUGCCCAAGGAUUUUAGGUUGAUGGAAUCUUUUCUGGAGCUAUGUUUUUUCCUUUAUAUAAUGCUUCGUCAUAUUCAUUUUCUGUGAUGAACUCAAGGGCAUUCGGAUUACGAUUGUUCUUAUAAAAAUUUUCAUACCAAUUAUCCACCUCCAAAGUAUCUCUGUCAAAAGUCCUCGCCAAACUCGUUGGUUUCUUCAAGUACUUUGCAAAGUAAUUGAUUUAAAACGAAAACUGUAUUUUUAUUGUCAAUGAAGCUCCGUUUGGCUCACCGAAAUAAAGGUUAGAUUGAUGAAUAAGUGACAGCUUAUAGCGCGGUUGCCGUUACUAAUUUGUGGCUUCCACAGGUUUUAACGUAUUUUAAAUAUUACAUUUGGAGUAUCACGGAUUAAUUACACAAUAAGAUUUAAAGUGAAGUGUUAAAUGAAACAUGAAGAAAUAACUGAAUUUAACACCCUUUAUAUCACGUGUCAGAACGGUUGUCUCAUUAUUGAUUAGUGAGUGUGUAUUAGCAGUUCAAAUUUAUGAUGAAAACGGGCAUCUUUCAUUUUCAGUUUUUAAAUAUAUAUUUAUAAUUUUAUAUCUUAAACAACAUUAAGAGUUUUAGAUGGAAUUAAAAAAAAAUGUUAAAAAUAAUAUACUACUUGUUGGGGAGUAGUUUGCACCCAAUAAUAAUUAUAAUUUAUAGACAAGUUAACAAAUUGAAAUUGAAAAAUUAUACUUAGACUGUUAAUAUUGGACUAUAAGUUGCAUUAAUCAGUAAAUAUUUGACAUAAGUGUAAAAUGGUUAAAUAAUUUCAAUAGCGAAAAAUAUUGCUUUGAAAUUCUUUAACAUUUUUGACCGUAAUUUUGAGCGCGCAAGAGUUGUCGCCCAUUUUCUAUCUUUUAUUAUCUAUGCUAAAUGUAACUUCUUAACCAACUAACAUUGUUAACUCUCAGUGUAUCUUAGCUGAAGAAAAAGUAAGAGUAAAGGUAGAACUAAUACCAACCAUGUGUGGUAAGAGUGGAAAUUUAAAUAUCCCCACCUAGUCCGUGUAACUACAACUUUUUUAAUUGUAUGGUCAAUAUAUGGUUUCAGAUGAUCUUAAGUGAGGAGAAGCUGCUGGCCACUGAAUGCUUGCGAUCUUGCUUUCGUCCUUGUAUAUCUCGAAGUAUGGCAUUUAGCGUUAUUAUAGUUGACAACUUACUAGUUGUAAAGCAUGAGCUGCUAGUUUAUUAUUAGUAAAUAAUUAUCACUCUGCUCGAAACAUUUUUCAUCCAUAAUAAAGGUACUGUCAAAAUUGUCUCGAAAAUCUCCGCAAAAUCAAGGUCUUCGAAUUCGUUCUUCGAUAACAGCUGUAUCCUCCUAAAAUUUGUUCUUUGUAUUUUUGUUACUUGAUGUGCUUAUAUAACUAUAGUAUUCUUAACUUGGUGUAGAUAAUACGGGAUGGAAAAUUCUCAGCAACUCUACAGAAUUUGAUAAACAACGUAUUUCAUUUCCGUCAUAAAAACGAUGUCAUUUUAAUUGUAACUUGUUGAAAAUAUUUUAGGUUAAACAAUAUUUGCACCGGUUCAGCGUUUGCUAUGACCGUAUUGUAAAAAGAGGAAACGAUCCAGAUCGUUUUAAAACUGUGAAAACCUCUUUAUGUUGUGUUGUUUUUAUAUUUGUGAUUCAUCCUGUACGCCGGUACUCUUUUUUUUGUACUCUUUUAUUAAAUUUUGUUUGUUGUGUGGGUCUUUUUGUCUUAAAUUAUUUUUUAAGAUUACUAAAGACUGUAUUGAAAUAUAUUCUAACACUAAAGCAAUACUACUGUAUUAUCUAACAUACAUUAUGUUUGCUGGUAAUGGUUUUUAUUAUUUAUAAUAAAUAAUUUAUAUGUUGUUUGUAACUGAGUUAACUAGAAAAAUAUACAAACACAAGUAUUUACC